Messenger RNA from Huiozyma naganishii CBS 8797, 903 nucleotides. It is a transcript of the gene MPD2, whose product is annotated as protein disulfide isomerase MPD2. NCBI's taxonomy places the organism in Eukaryota, Fungi, Ascomycota, Saccharomycetes, Saccharomycetales, Saccharomycetaceae. Gene Ontology annotation, cellular component: endoplasmic reticulum. The transcript has a single exon. Gene Ontology annotation, biological process: protein folding. The record is from RefSeq and is a predicted model, not a curated record. Gene Ontology annotation, molecular function: protein disulfide isomerase activity. Bases 1 to 903 code for a protein of 300 amino acids.
AUGUUUAGUAUUGUCCAGGUUUUUGUCCUGUUCAUUUGCAGUGUGGGUGCUGUAGUGACUCACAUACAAACACAGGAGCAGUUUUUCAACCUUGUGAACAAUGGCACAGCCACCUACACCGUGGUAAAGUAUUUCACACAGUGGUGCACGCACUGCAAGUUGAUGAAGCCAGUGUACGAGGAACUCAGUGCAUUGGACACCUACAAAGCCCCCUUACAGUUUGUAGAGGUUGACUGCGAAUUGUUUGGGUCAUCGCUAUGUUCUGGGGUACCCGGUUACCCUAUGGUCAAGUUGAUCACUCCAUUGGAUGAACCUUUGUCCUUGAGCGACUCACCCCUCACGACUGAAGCGGGAAAUCUACCCCUAUGGAGACGUUUGUGGGAGAAGAUGUGGGGCCCCAGUUACUCAAAUCCACUGUACCAGGUCGCCAGUGACCGCAUCAUCGAGUUUAAGGGUAGAAGGAAUCUCCCCUCUUUCCAGAAUUUCUUGAACGCCGCAGUCUCCCAGAAUGAAUUGCGGAGGUUGUUCGAUUCCGUGCUGUUUGGUCACCCUGCGGAGAGACAACCCCUAACAGAACCGUCAUUGACAUUGCAUUACUACUACAACGAAACCGUCAGCCCCAUGCUGAAUUGGUCGCCAGAUCGCAACGAGUACGCCAUCAACGAUGACAAACUGUUCCAAAGUGAGAUAAGACUACUAGAAAACGUCAUACGGACCGCUGCAUCCACCGCUGCUGGCGAUGGCGACCGUGACGGUGAUGACAGGGCCGCUUCAGACAGCCAGCGGGACAUCGCCGAAACCCUAAGACUGAAAUUAGGGUUCUUGAACCACGUCGCCGAAGCGGUAAGCCCUAAUUUUGAACAUUUUGCAAGCCCUAAUGAUAUCACUCGCGACGAACUGUGA